AUGACAUUGCACAUCAAGCCAAGGACUUUCCAAACAGAGGUGGCUAACCACGCUAGCCAUGCAGCAUUCAGCGACAGAAACGCCUCGCCAAGCUUGCUGCCCAGCGAUGUAAACGAGUACCAAGCCUUGGAGAGAAAGCUUGUCCGUAAGGUUGACUGGAGACUUAUGCCUGUGCUGGUUGUCAUGAUAGUUCUCAAUUAUCUCGAUCGGCAGGCUCUCCCUAAUGCCCGGGUACAAGGUAUCGAGAAAGACCUGGGCCUGAAAAGCGACGAAUAUAAUGUUGCCAUAUCAGUGCUGUUUGCCGGCUAUAUCGCCCUACAGAUUCCAUCUAAUAUGCUGCUUACGCGUGUGCGACCGAGCAUCUACCUUCCGCUCUGCAUGGCUCUCUGGGGAAUAGUCUCCGCGUGUACUGCUGCCGUGAAGAGCUUCCAGGGUUUGGUGAUUUGCCGUUUCUUCCUGGGGUUCCUGGAAGCUCCAUUCUUUCCCGGUGCACUUUUUCUCCUAUCAUCUUGGUACACUCCAAAGGAGCUGGCCACUCGAACCGCAGUCCUCUACACCGGAAGUUUGCUAUCUGGUGGGUUUGGCGGCUUGGUGGGUGCGGGCGUGCAGUACGGUCUCGAUGGUGUACAUGGUCUCUACUCCUGGCAAUGGCUGUUUAUUCUCGAAGGUACCGUGACCGUGUUUCUCUCACUCUUGUCCAUUUUCCUUCUUCCAGAUUUCCCUACGACUACACGAUGGCUCUCAGAGCAGGAGCGGGCCAUCGCAGUUCACCGUCUCCAAAGAAACAGCGGCAGCCAAGACGACGAGCGCGGGCCUAUUCUGCACGGCGUUAAACUGGCCGUUGCUGACUACAAAGUCUGGCUGCUCGCCUCCAUUGUCAUCACCAAGACGACUGCAGCCGCCGUGACGUCCUUCGUCCCAACACUCGUCGCCACAUUCAAGUAUUCGUCUGUGCAGUCGCUGCUCAUGGUGGCGCCCCCGUACGUGUUUGCUGCCAUCGCAGCGAUGGCCAUCUCGAUAUCAAGCGAUAGGCGCUCUCAGCGAUAUUUGCACUUGGUGAUACCCCUGGCUGUUGGAAUGCUGGGCUAUAUCAUCGGGGCUGCCACGACGACACUGGCGCCGAGGUACUUCUCGCUCUUUCUGAUGUUGGGUGGCGUGUAUGGUAGCUUCAACGUCACUUAUGCUUGGAUAUCAUCCACCCUCCCGCGACCAUUGGAGAAACGUGCGGCGGCCUUCGCGUUCACCAACAUGGUCGGCAACUUUGCCCAGAUCUAUUCGCCCUACAUGUACCCUUCGACCAAUGGUCCACGCUACCUGCCCGCGAUGACGGCGAACACGGUGUUUGUCUUUGCGUCGAUAUGUUUCGCUACAAUCCUCCGCUUCUGUCUGGUGCGAGAGAACCGUAAGCUGGAAGCCCUCGAGGUUGUGGAUGCUGCGGAGGCGGAAGAUCCCAAGGCGAGGGGUGAGAUUGUGCAGGCGUGCCCAGGUGGCUUGGUGGUGCUCAGCUCGGGUUUUCGCUAUGCACUGUGA
Messenger RNA from Truncatella angustata, 1530 nucleotides. Its product is annotated as MFS transporter. Gene Ontology annotation, molecular function: transmembrane transporter activity. The transcript is spliced from 4 exons. Gene Ontology annotation, cellular component: membrane. The record is from RefSeq and is a predicted model, not a curated record. Bases 1 to 1530 code for a protein of 509 amino acids. Gene Ontology annotation, biological process: transmembrane transport. NCBI's taxonomy places the organism in Eukaryota, Fungi, Ascomycota, Sordariomycetes, Amphisphaeriales, Sporocadaceae.